This is a messenger RNA of Cydia strobilella, 1807 nucleotides long. RefSeq lists its product as uncharacterized. NCBI's taxonomy places the organism in Eukaryota, Metazoa, Arthropoda, Insecta, Lepidoptera, Tortricidae. The record is from RefSeq and is a predicted model, not a curated record. Bases 56 to 583 code for a protein of 175 amino acids. The transcript is spliced from 3 exons.
UUUUGAAGAAACGGUCCGAGUUUUUAAGUCCAAACUGGUUAAACAUUAAUCCAAAAUGGCGCCCAUGUUCGGUCAUCCGAACUUCAUCUGGUCGGAGGAAAAUUUGAGGGAAGAUUCUGAGGAGUUGCUUGAUGCUGAAGACGCAGUAGAUAGUGCGGGGUUUCAAGACAUGGCAUUCGGGUAUAUGAUAAUACUGGUGGGAAUGCUGCUCUUGUGGCUGAUCGUGUACUUCUGUAUGAGGAUGAUUUCGUUAAGGCAGAAAACGCGCACGCCACCGCAGAGGAGGAUAUACGUGGGCUCCCGAGUCCGGCAGUCAUUGUCUCAAACCGAGCCCACUAUCUACGUCAGCCCCAACAAUUUUCCGCCCCCGCCCAAAUAUGAAUGCCUAGCGCCACCCAGCUACGAGGAAGUAGUGGGCAUCCACUACCCUCAGUACCAGAACCAGCCCAUCACCCAGCCCAUAACUACCGCCAUGGCGCAAAACACCCAACCAUCGCAGAAUGCCACCGACGCGCCGCCCGCGCCGACAGUCAUCACCGUCACGUCAGAGCGGACGUCAGUGCAGGUCGCCGCGUCGUCGUGAUUUCGUUAACCCGUUAUUUUAGUAAUAACGUUAUUUGUCAAUAACGCUUUAAGAAAUCGCGUUGUUGAUGGUAUAAAAAAGUUAACGUUGUUUUCAUUUUAUCUUCUAACCUUGUGUUGUGUUUGGAACACUUUAAUAUUUAAAUUAAUCUUUUUUUAUUUGAGUAAAAAAAUAUCGAUUCAAAAAUCAAAUUCAAAAAUAUAAAGUUAAAUUUAAACUGUAUUUUUUUAAUGAUUUGAAAUUUACACGCUUUCAUUACUAGACCCCGGACUUUUAUAGCAAUGACGUCACAAUAGGGUAGUUUGGGGAGUAAGUCCAGGGUCUAUUCAUUACAAUAACAUUCCUUGAGCAUCGUGCAACAUAUAUUUACAAGCUAGGUAUUUACUGCUGGACAGUAAAGUAAAUGCACAUUGUGAUACUAGUGUACCAAAGUUAAAGUAAUUCUAAAUCAAAAUAUCAAGCCAUAGAUAUUCAAAUGAUUGCAGUCCUAGCUGAACACCGAAAAUGAACCAACGCGAUAUAAUAUUUUCAAGCAAAUCUAUGCAAUUACAUAAUACUGUGUUUACUUUUACAAGUGACGGUACCAAGUGUACCAACUGAACACUUGAUAUUGCGUGGUCGCCUUUGUCGUUUCAACUAAGCGAAGAUUUGAUCUUAAAUAUAUUUUUUGCCAUUAUUAUUUGACCCCAACCCGCAUUGGGCUAGCGUGGGGACUGUAGCCCAUUCCCUCUCGUGCAUGAGAGGAGGCCUGUGCCCAGCAGUGGGACGUAUAUAGGCCGAAAUAUUAUUAUUUUAUUAUUUGACAAGAGGACACACAGCAAAUCCAGCUAAAUACUCGCUUAGUCAGUUUAGAAUCCUAGAAUCCUAUUAAGCGGGGUUUGCUGGAAAAUCAAGGUCAACUAUGUGCUACCUAUGUUGUGAAGAAGCAAGGUAUUUUCUUUGCAAAUAGCGGGAAAAGUGAUUUUAUUGUUUAAUAAAAUGUUUUUAACAUGAGAUUUUGUUCUCAUUUAAAAAACAUUUUGUUUGCUGACCCUGUUCUUUGUCAAAAAAUACGGACUGUAAAUAUUACUUCAUAUAAAUUUAUUAGUACCUUUGUGUACAAAUUAUUAUGUAUAAGUAGGGAUAUAAUUGUUUAGGUUAAGAUUUUUAUGUACAUACAUAGACUGUGGGUGAAACUUGACAAAAAGACCAUAUUUAUAAAGUAAUAAAAAUGUUGUUACUAUA